Messenger RNA from Lotus japonicus, 1489 nucleotides. Its product is annotated as probable F-box protein At2g36090. NCBI's taxonomy places the organism in Eukaryota, Viridiplantae, Streptophyta, Magnoliopsida, Fabales, Fabaceae. The coding region runs from base 249 to 1232 and encodes 327 amino acids. The transcript has a single exon. Gene Ontology annotation, molecular function: protein binding. The record is from RefSeq and is a predicted model, not a curated record.
ACUUACAUGAUACAACAUGCAUACAUAACACACCCCCAAUUAGGCAAUUAUGAACCCCACACCUCAUCUAGCUCCUACUACUAUAUAUAAAACCCACACCUCUUCCUUCUUCACUCACUCACUCAUUACACAUCACCAUAUAUAUCCUUAUCCUUCAAAUACUAUACCACAAAUAGAAUCAUCCUUUCAACUCAACUCAUACACACCAAUUUGAAUAUUCAUCAUUCAUUUUGUGGCAAUAUUUAUCCAUGGCUAAUUCAACAAACUCCGCCACCACCAUCACCGCCCUCCACUCUGAUAUCAUCCAAUCCCACAUCCUUACUCGCCUCGACGGCCCCACUUUAGCCUCCACCUCUUCCUCCACCUCCCACCUCCGCAGCCUCUGCACCCAAAACCCCCUCUGGCGGGAAAUCUGCACCGCCACGUGGCCCUCCCUCCAACAACCCCUAGCCGACUCCCUCAUCUCCACCUUCCCCACCGCCCACCGCUCUAUCUUCUCCGACUCCUUCCCUUCCCUCCACGACUCUCCUCUCCCCCACAAGCUACCACCCUCGCCGCCUCCGCCGGAGCUCAUCUCCGCCGUGGACUUAUACUACAAGGGCAAACCCGUCCUUUCCAGAGUCAUCCGCACCGAGACAGAAAAGAGCUGGUUCCUCACCUCCCCUCUCUGGAUCGACCUCCUCGAAACCAACGAGAUGGUCCAAACUCCGGUGAAGCUCGCCCCAAACGUGGAAGACCGAGAAUGGCUGAAUCACGUGGAGGAGAAUCUUACCCUCAGCUGGAUCGUGAUAAACCCGGCCAAUCAGCGGGCGGCGAAUUUGUCCAGCCGGUUCCCGGUGUCGGUGCGGCGGCACUGGUUUACCGGCGAGGUGGAGAUUCUCUACGCCGUGGCGAUGGGGGCGGUGCAGUGGACGGUGAAGGUCACGUGCUGCGGGAAGGCCGGCGGUGAGAUGCACGUGCGGGAGGUUAGUCUCGCGAUGGAGGAUGCAGACGGGAGGCACGUGAUAGGGGGGGAGUGUAUGAUGGUUUUGCAGGCGGCGAUGGAGGGUGGGAAGAGGAGGAAGGUGGUGGCGGAGGAAGCGAAGAAGAGUUUUGAGAGAUUUUGUUUGGUGAAGAGAGAGAGGAGAGAGAGGAGAUUGAAGAGAGAGAAAGCGUUGGAUAUGAGUGUUAUGCUUGUUUCUUUUGCUGUUGUUUUCACUUUGCUCUUUCGGUUAGUGACCUAUUGGGCUUGAAGAUUGAACCAAAACGACGUCGCUUUUGGAUUUUAAUUUCAUCCUUGUACAGUAAAGGACUCUAAUUACACAAAAAUAUAAGUUAAAGUUGUUUAAAAAAAUGUUACAUACAGAAAAUGGGAGAGAAUUGUAAGAGAAAAAACAGAGUAAUUAAGCUAGUAGUAUUUGUCUCUUAUUCAAGUUUGUUAAUUCAUUCUUCUUUUGGCCGAUUACCAUGUAACCUGGCUCGGUUAUAAAUUUAAUAAAAUAUUUAUGCA